This is a messenger RNA of Pectinophora gossypiella (pink bollworm), 1278 nucleotides long. RefSeq lists its product as uncharacterized. NCBI's taxonomy places the organism in Eukaryota, Metazoa, Arthropoda, Insecta, Lepidoptera, Gelechiidae. The record is from RefSeq and is a predicted model, not a curated record. Bases 95 to 1240 code for a protein of 381 amino acids. The transcript has 2 exons. Gene Ontology annotation, biological process: positive regulation of transcription by RNA polymerase II; cytokine production.
CGAGCGAAACAUCUUUAAAAAAAAAACAAAAUGCUAGUUCGUUGGUCUUAAGCGUUAGCAUAUUUUUUGAAAACCCCUUAAAUUCUUUAAAAUCAUGUCUUCUGACUCCGAAGAUGACUGGUACGGGAACGUUACAGAACGACUACAGAAGAUGAAAGACCAGUUUAACCAAAAACAAACAGAAUCUGUGAAUUUGUACGACGAUUCCGGCGAGCUAGACGAAAUCGUAAAAAAGUGCGUUUUGCCUCCAAAAGGCAAAAGAAAAAGCGGUAAUAAAAGCGCUAAAGACACGCCUGACUGUUCAGUAAGUGAUAUUAGUAAUAUUUCCAUUGAUAAUGUGUUAAAUAAUGCUUCGAAACGCGUAACUCGAUCGUCUACGAGAAAUAGCGGUGUUAAUGUUUCCGAUAAUGUUAGUUUGCCGCCGCCUCGCUCGAGAACGCAAAGAGACACCUCAGCUACCAGCGAGAGUAGUAGUACGUCUAGAGGCCGUGGAGGUCGCGGCAGAGGCCGAGGGAAAAGCCCUAGAGGCCGCGGUAGAAGCAGAGGCCGACGCAAUAGAGCUAUGAUAACAGACUUUGUGCAAGCCUUUACUUCAAGCUCCUUAGAUCCUUCAAUACCAAUAUACAGCAUUGGUAAUACCGCAGAUUAUCCCGAUCAAUUGCACAACCAACCAUUGUUUAACAAUCAACAAAAGAAUGACGAUGUGGUACUUGUUGGUGAAGAUGACUCGUUUGACAACGAAGAACUAUCCGUUAAGGUCUAUUGGCAGAGUUCGGAGAUAUUUAAAUUCUCAAUAAGAAAGUAUCAGAAAUUGACACAGAUAUUUGAUUAUUUCGCUAAGAAAGAGAAUAUUGACAAGGACAAACUAUUGUUUACGUACCAAGAAAAGAUUUUGAAAUCAGACGAUACACCAGACUCCAUAGAUUACAGUAUCGUUAAGUUUAUUGAAGGUGGAAUCGUUACCCAAGGUGUGUCAGAUUUGGUAACGAUGGACCGUCGUAAAAUCAAAGAUGGCAUCAAAUUGAAAUUCCAAUGUCAAAAUGUAAAGAAACCACAUGAGGUAACGAUUCGACCCAAUGAAAACUUAUCAUCGGCAAUGAUGCAGUAUUCAGAGCACAUAGAGAUACCGAUUGACAGACUGAAAUUUGAAUUUGACGGGAAUAGUAUAUCAGGGAAACUAACACCAGAGGAGCUCGAGUUGGAAGGGGAUGAAUGCAUUGAUGUAAGAAUUAUAAGUUAAUGUAGGUUCUAAAUAAAUCUAUUGUUUUUAUUUAUUAA